This is a messenger RNA of Thunnus maccoyii (southern bluefin tuna), 5526 nucleotides long. It is a transcript of the gene mtmr10, whose product is annotated as myotubularin related protein 10. The transcript is spliced from 16 exons. Bases 517 to 2814 code for a protein of 765 amino acids. Lineage: Eukaryota; Metazoa; Chordata; Actinopteri; Scombriformes; Scombridae. The record is from RefSeq and is a predicted model, not a curated record.
GGCGGGACCUCGACGCUUAUAAACAUGGCCGUUAAGCCCUCCACAGCAUCAGGGACUGCGUUUGGCUCAAUUAGUUAGACUUUGAGGAAGUCAUUGGUGGUAACUACUUCAGUAACAGGUGGAAAGAAAAUGUAGACGUUCAUCGGAAGCCUUUACAUUUUUUAAAUUGUUUUAUCUUUGCGUGGCAGCGGUUUUUAUAAACUUUAUGUAGUACUUCAUGCUGGCUAGCUAACCGAGCUAACGCCGACGUCUCAACGUUAACUUCUGUCAACUUUUCCAACCAGCUAGUACCGAAGUCUGCGACUUGACCGCUUAUCGAAAUGGAGGAGUGCCGUCGCUCGUCCAGGCUGUGUCGAUGAAUAUUUUACACACGGACGUCUCGGAUUUACUCAGCUAAGGGCUGACUUAAACUUUAUUGAAGGCUCCUUUUUGGGUUGUUUUUUUUCCACUGGCAGCGGCCAAGCGCUUUGCCAGGUCGCCCGUUUAGGACCAGCACUAAGAGGUCGGACAUAAACAAUGUUUUCUGUCAAACCCAUGAAACCAACCUUCAAGUGCUAUCUUCCUCCUGUGCAGACUGAUGUGAAGAAAACUAUCGAACCACCUAUCAAAAAGGUGGAACCGAAGCUACUACCAGGAGAGAUAGUAGUUAAUGAGGUGAACUUUGUGAGGAAAUGCAUCAGCGCUGAAAGCAGCCAAGAUGACCUUUGGGGCAAGUUGAUAUGUACCAACUUCAAGGUCUCCUUCAUCCCUCAAGAUGCACCACCUAAACAGAAGACCCAGCUGUCCCACCUGCUGCUUGGAGUGCAUGAUAUCCCCCUGACAUGUUUAGAGCAAGUGGUAACAGUGAACGAUACAAAGGGGAAGAAAAAGGUGUUGGGCUCAAACCAGAAGCUGAAGUUUAACCCCACUGAGCUCAUCCUGUAUUGCAAAGACUUGCGCAUUAUAAGGUUCUGCUUUGGUGAGGCUGGGCCUGAGAGUGCCAAAAAGGUUUGCCUUGCUAUUGCCCACUAUACCCAUCCAGCUGAUCUUCAACUGCUGUUUGGUUUUGAGUAUCAAGGGCGACGAUACCAUGAAUCUAAAGAGGAACGAGUCAACGGCUCCACCCCACGAGGAGGAUUACUGACCCCCAUUUUUGACCGUCCAUCUGACUGGGAUCGAGAGAUCAAGCGAACGGGUGCUUCAGAGUGGAGGGUGUGCUCCAUCAACGAGAGUUAUUCCAUCUCACCAAGUCUUCCAGAGUACAUUGUGGUUCCAGUUUCUCUGGCAGAUCAGGAUCUGAAGCAGUACUCAUAUUACUUCACUGAUAAUCGCAUCCCUCUCUGGUGCUGGAAUCACCCUAAUGGGAGCGCUCUUGUCCGCAUGGCCAGCAUAACUGAUCAGCAGCAGAGGAGGAUUGAUCAGAAAGUCUGCACUGCCAUCACAAAAAGCCACCCACAGCGCAGUGAAGUCAUCAGAUCAGAUCUGGACAAGUGUCUGCCUAACAUCCAGGACAUCCAGAGUGCUUUUUUUAAAGUCAAGCAGAUCUGUGUCAUAGAUCCUUUUGAGGAGUCUGAGGAGAGGUGGCUUUCUUCCAUCGAAAACUCACGAUGGCUGGAGUACGUCAGGGCCUUUCUUAAGCAUUCAGCUGAGAUGGUGUACUACCUGGAUGGGAAGAAUGCUUCAGUCAUUCUCCAAGAGGAAGAAGACAGAGACCUGAACUGUGUGGUGUCCUCCUUGGUGCAGCUCAUGUUGGACCCUCACUAUCGCAGCCUCACUGGCUUUCAGAGCUUGGUGCAGAAGGAGUGGGUGAUGGCAGGCCAUCGCUUCUUGGAUAGAUGCAACCACUUGAAGAAGAAUGACAAAGUGGAGUCCCCGCUGUUCAUGCUUUUCCUGGACUGCGUGUGGCAGAUGAUGAACCAGUACCCUGCUGCGUUCGAGUUCACAGAGGCCUAUCUGACGGUCUUGAGUGACAGCAUGUGGAUCCCGCUCUUCAGUACUUUCCUCUUCAACUCUCCUAAACAGCGCGCUCAGCACUUGAUGGACUUUGCCAGGAAUAAAGCCAUCCCUCAAGGGGAAGACCAGGUUGUGUAUUUCCCGCCUGUUUGGGACUGGUCACAACAGUUCUCCAUCAAAGACCAAACCCUCUUUAACAACCCCAUGUACAUAGGCAAAGGAGCCGCCUGUGUUCAGAAUGGGGAGGUGAAAACCUUCAGACGCACAAAGAAGGCCUACAGUUCCACAUUGCGAGGAACCCCUGCAUCUCUGCGUAACGGACUGAAGGGCGGAGAGGAUGCAAUGACCCGGCGGGGCUCUCUGGUGUCGGAGCUAAAGCCGGAUUUCUCACCAGUGAAAGACGUGGAGAGCCCAUCAGAGCGAUUCUUCAGGGACUGGUUCUCUCGGCCUGCUGACCAGCAGGGCCUCCUGAUUCCCCUGCUUGUACCUUCACACGUGGCCCUCUGGAAGCUCUUCUUUCUACGUUGGGUUCCUGAAGCCUGCAUUCCCAAAGGAGGUCCCAUCACCGCCUACCACAAGCUCUCCCAACUGGUCGACGAAAUCGAGAUACUGCAGAGCCACAUCAGGCAGUAUAAGGGACCCAGUCCGGGCAGCACACCACUCCCCAGCCCAAGCGGGCCCCCUUCAGAUCAAAGGAGGAUGUAUUUUAAGGCCAGCUCCCCAAAUGACCCCCCUACACCUCCAGACUUCCUUACCUCCUCCUUUCCUUUCACCCCAAUGGGAAACCUGUGCCGCCGCACUGUCCAUGGGACUCCCAUUAGCAAAUUUCUGAAUGGGGCGAAGAUCUGGCUCUCUACAGAGACUCUCGCUGACACCCCCUGAGGACGUGGGGCUUUAGGGCUCACUUUUCUGAGCCCAGCACAAGAUUCUGUAUCAGUUAAUCAUUUUAUUUUCUAUUACCUCUUUCUUAAAUACUAAGAAGGUGAUUGAUUAAUAGAAAAAAUUAACUUUGUACUUCUGAUUUUUAAUUUAUAAGCUAGAAUUUGCACCAUUGGUGCUGCAAUGAAAUUUCUAAACUGGUUAAUUUCUAAACUGAAGUGCCAUCUAUAGGACUGAAUCAUCAUUGUCCGUUACAGUUGAGGAGUUCACAAUUGCUGAAGCACAUACUCUUUAUUGGCCAGUGAGUUGUUACUGUGAUGUCUCCUCUUACUGUGAAAGAUCGUCAUGCUUAAAGCAUUUUUAUGUAUUUUCUUGUCUACUUCAGCUAAGGUCUUUCUCAAGAUUAAGCUAACUGCUCUUUUUUGCUGAGUUUGUUGCUUUUGGAGAUGUUAAUACUGAGUUGUGACUAGGUUGAGAGCUCCCUCUCUAAGAUUUACCUUUUUGAUUCAGUGAACAUUUUUCAGCUAUAAUUGGAAUUUAACAAAGUAUGCGUGUGGCAUUAAUGGUAUCAGUUUAAUUGUCCUUUCUUUGAAAUCUCAUUGGUCAGUAUGACUUCCCAGCUGUAAUGGAACUGAAAGAUUUCAUCCAAAUAGUGACGCUUCAAAUUAGAAAAUGACAGUUUAUUUUUAUUGCAGCAACAAUGAUGCAUUUCACUGAAUACUGAUUUUUUUUUCUUUUUAAGUACUACAUUGUCAAUUACAUUUCAGGAAAUGUAAUUUAUAAUGUAAUAUUUUAUCUGAUCUUUUUUUUUAUUUCAGAAAGAGGAACAGAAAAUAACACUGCUAACAUGAUUCUACUAUGUGGUAGAAACAACAAAAAAAAAGGAUCUGGCCUGGUUGAAUGUAAUGGGUUGGUUAUUAUUUUUUCUUUUUUUUUCUUGCACAAACUUAAUGCUAUUUGCUCCAAGUGCCCAUAUUUUAGUGGUUGGGUUAGAGUUUCACUGUAGGUAGCAAAUAGUGUGAAUUCAGGGUCUCACUUUGUAGAUUUCCUCUAUUUUUGAAGCAGAGAUAAGGGCCUAUAUUUUUAGUAUCACACUUCAGGUGAUACUUAAAGGGGGAAGUUGAGCUGUGAGGACUUCAAUCUGUGGUAGAUAUUCACUCUUCCUUUUGAAGAGGUUUCAUUAAACUUUUAUAGAGGCCUUCUGGUAAGGCACAGAGGACAAACUAUUCAGAUGAACAGUAGCUGAAUGGGUGAAUAUUUGAAAGCAAAGGGAUAGACAAGGGCUAUGACUCAAACCAGUCCAGAGUUUAGUUAUGUGGUGAACUGGAUCUCAGACACUGAAGUUACUGAUCCAAUGAACAUGACGGCGAUGGGUCAAUGACAUAAUUUCAAGGCAGUACAUGAGAAAACAGCAAUCAAACAUCUGGAAUAGAAAGUGUCAGACAUAACAUAAAACAUGUCUUGCAUAACACAUAAAUAAACUGUGUGUAUUUCUGACAUUUUGAAAUGAAAUAAUAAAAAUCUGUUAACUCACCACAAGCUGCACAGUGUUAGAGAGUGAAAGGGUUUGAAAGAAUGAAAGCAUUAACUGUAUACACUGUUUAACAUACUGUAUGUAGCUAUAGCAAUACUUACAUUUGCUUACUUUGUGUUCCUUUUUGUUUUUCCAGAUAAUGCCACUCUGCUUACAGGAACAAUAUCAUAGAAAACAUGCAGUAAAGUUCCUGUACUUCCUGUCAAGAUAGUGAUGCUCAUGAGUGUUUUAUGAUGCAAAUGUUGACUUUUGGAAUGGGACAUCCUUAAAAAUGUCUCGUUGAGACGUUUACUACUUGCUAAACUAGGGACUGGUUUGAGACGCAUUAGGGGAAAUGGAUCAGCCAUCCAGUGCCCCUUUAAAAACUGGUGAGGAACUAGCACUGUGUAAUGAUUUAAUGUCUUAAAAUAACAAUACAGCAUUUAUUAUUAAAGCCCUUUGUAAUGUUAAAUAUUAGACCACUGGACAGAGUGAACAUCUGUCCCACCAUUACACAGCAGCAUUGAUCCUUAGAUGUUAGAUUGACCAGUUUCCAAUGAUAUUCAGACAAACUCGUGAUUCUUUAGCAAUAACUAGUUUCAGGUAUUUUUAGUAUACAUGUGUAUAAUGUGAGUGCAGAGCCUGCUCUCCCAAAUGCUAACAAUUGCACAUUUUACUCCAUAUAUAGGUUAGUUUGUUUUAAGAUGGUUGUUGAAUAUCAUUUUGGCAGAUAUUAUAAAUACUGUAUAUGCUUGAAAUCUUCCAAUUAAUAUUUUUGAUUCAUGGUACUAAAUAACUUCUAUCCUUGAUUUAGUCUUUAUAUUUUAUCGAGAGAUAUUUAUAUGCCGUGUUCUUCCACUAAUUCACGUCGUUGCACUCUGCUGUAAUUGUAUGAUGACCGUGCUUCCACUUUGGCACAGUUUGAUAUUGAUUAGCAGCAGAUGUAUUUAUUCAGUUAUGCAAAUGUACUCUGAGAGGGAUGCAGUUGCUGCUCUACAUCCCCUGUGCCUUUUUAUUGGGAAGACCAUUUUGUAAUUGUAUUCUAAAUCCUGUUGACUUAUUUUAGUUUUCUAAUUCUGACGGUUUUUAUCAGUUCUGUAACCCGAUAAAGUCAGAGGUACUGCACUGAAGCUGUUUUUCCUAACAGAAAAUAAGGCUCAAAUGUGUACCAGUAACCAAUCAUUACAUUAUUUUUCAAACGA